ACUGGAGCAUAUACCCCUGGUGCCUAUGGUACUGGUUCUACAGGUUCCACUAAAUUCACUUCAUCUGUGACCGGUGCUGGUGCUGGAACAGGAACUGGAGCGUUCCGUCCUGGUUCUACAGGUUCUACAAAGCAUACUUCUACUACAUUCACUUCAUCUGGUAUUGGAGCAGGAACUGGAGCUGGAGCAGGAAGUGGAGCAUUUGGUCCUGGUUCUACUGGUUCCACUAGGCACACUUCCACGAGACUCACUUCAUCAGGUACUGGAGCAUUUGGCCCUAGUUCUACUGGUUCUACUAAGCACACUUCCACGAGACUCACUUCAUCUGGAACUGGGACAUUUGGUCCUGGUUCUACUGGUUCUACUAAGCACACUUCCACGAGACUCACUUCAUCAGGAACUGGAGCAUUUGGUCCUGGUUCUACUAAGCACACUUCCACGAGACUCACUUCAUCAGGAACUGGAGCAUUUGGUCCUGGUUCUACUGGUUCUACUAAGCACACUUCCACGAGACUCACUUCAUCAGGAACUGGUGCUGGCUCUGGAACAGGAACUGGAGCAUAUACUCCUGGCGCCUAUGGUCAAGGUUCUACAGGUUCCACCAAGCAUACCUCUAGUUCAUUCACGUCAUCCGGAAUUGGUGCUGGUUCUGGAACAGGAACGGGAACGUUCCGUCCUGGUUCUGCUGGUUCUACAAAGCAUAGCUCUACUACAUUCACUUCCUCUGUGAGUGGAACUGGUUCUGGAGCAGGAACUGGAGCAUUAGGUACUGGUUCUACUAGUUCCACUAGACUCACUGGUGCUGGCUCUGGUGCGUUUCGUCCUGGUUCUACAAAGCAUAGUUCUACUACAUUCACUUCAUCUGUGAGUGGAACUGGUUCUGGAGCAGGAACUGGAGCAUUAGGUACUGGUUCUACUGGUUCCUCUAGACUCACUGGUGCUGGUUCUGGAGCGUUCCGUCCUGGUUCUACUGGUUCCACCAAACACACGUCUACAACAUUCACUUCAGGCAUUGGAGCAGGAUCUGGAUCUGGAACUGGUGCAUUUGGUUCAGGUUCUACUGGUUCCACUAAGCACACUUCCACUAGACUCACUACAUCUGGAACUGGUGCAGGCUCUGGAACAUUUGGCCCUGGUUCUACUGGUUCCACUAAGCAUACUUCCACUAGACUCACUACAUCAGGAACUGGUGCAGGCUCUGGAGCAUUUGGUCAAGGUUCUACUGGUUCCACUAGACUCACUUCAGCAGGAGCCGGUGCGAGCUUUGGAGCAGGAACUGGAGUACAUACUUCUGGCGCCUACGGUCCUGGUUCUACUGGUCCCACCAAACACACGUCUACCAAAUUCACUUCAUCUGUUACAGGAACCGGUUCUGGAACAGGAACUGGAGCAUCUGGUCUUGGUUCUACUGGUUCUACGAAGCAUUCUUCUACUACAUUCACAUCAUCUGGAAUUGGAGCAGGAGCUGGAGCAGGAGCUGGAGCAGGAACUGGAGCAUUCGGCACUGGUUCUACUGGUUCCACCAGACACACAUCUACUACAUUCACAUCAUCUGGAACUGGCGCUGGUUCUGGAACGGGAAGCGGAGCAUUUGGUCCUGGUUUUACUGGUUCCACUAAGCACACUUCCACGAGACCCACUUCAUCAGGAACUGGAACAUAUGGCCCUGGUUCUACUGGUUCCACUAAACAUACUUCCACAAGACUUACUUCAUCAGGAACUGGAGCAUUUGGUCCUGGUUCUACUGGUUCUACUAAGCACUCUUCCACGAGACUCACCUCAUCAGGAACUGGUGUUGGUGCUGGAACAGGAAGUGGAGCAUUUGGUCCUGGUUCUACUGGUUCUACUAGACUCACCUCAUCAGGAACUGGUGUUGGCUCUGGAACAGGAAGUGGAGCAUUUGGUCCCGGCUCUACUGGUUCUACGAAGCAUUCUUCUACUACAUUCACAUCAUCUGGAACUGGAGCAGGAAGUGGAACAUUUGGCCCUGGUUCCAGUGGUUCCACCAAACACACAUCUACUACAUUUACGUCAUCCGUGACUGGAGCUGGUUCUGGAUCGGGGACAGGAUUUACCGCUCCCGGUACUACUGGUUCCACCAAACACACAUCUAUUAGAUUUCCAUCAUCUGGAACUGGCACCGGGUCUGGAACCGGUACUGGAUCAUAUACCCCUGGUGCCUAUGGUACUGGUUCUACAGGUUCCACUAAAUUCACUUCAUCGGUGACCGGUGCUGGUGCUGGAACAGGAACCGGAGCGUUCCGUCCUGGUUCUACAGGUUCUACAAAGCAUACUUCUACUACAUUCACAUCAUCUGGUAUUGGAGCAGGAGCUGGAGCAGGAACUGGAGCAUUUGGUCCUGGUUCUACUGGUUCCACCAGACAAACAUCUACUACAUUUACAUCAUCUGGAACUGGCGCUGGUUCUGGAACGGGAAGCGGAGCAUUUGGUCCUGGUUCAACUGGUUCCACUAGGCACACUUCCACGAGACUCACCUCAUCCGGAACUGGAGCAUUUGGUCCUGGUUCUACUGGUUCUACUAAGCACACUUCCACGAGACUCACUUCAUCAGGAACUGGUGCUGGCUCUGGAACAGGAACUGGAGCAUAUACUCCUGGCGCCUAUGGUCAAGGUUCUACAGGUUCCACCAAGCAUACCUCUAGUUCAUUCACGUCAUCCGGAAUUGGUGCUGGUUCCGGAACAGGAACGGCAACGUUUCGCCCUGGUUCUACUGGUUCUACAAAGCAUAGUUCUACUACAUUCACUUCAUCUGUGAGUGGAACUGGUUCUGGAGCAGGAACUGGAGCAUUAGGUACUGGUUCUACUGGUUCCUCUAAACUCACUGGUGCUGGUUCUGGAGCGUUCCGUCCUGGUUCUACUGGUUCCACCAAACACACGUCUACAACAUUCACUUCAGGCAUUGGAGCAGGAUCUGGAUCUGGAACUGGUGCAUUUGGUUCAGGUUCUACUGGUUCCACUAGACUCACUUCAGCAGGAGCCGGUGCGAGCUUUGGAGCAGGAACUGGAGUACAUACUUCUGGCGCCUACGGUCCUGGUUCUACUGGUCCCACCAAACACACGUCUACCAAAUUCACUUCAUCUGUGACAGGAACCGGUUCUGGAACAGGAACUGGAGCAUCUGGUCUUGGUUCUACUGGUUCUACGAAGCAUUCUUCUACUACAUUCACAUCAUCUGGAAUUGGAGCAGGAGCUGGAGCAGGAACUGGAGCAUUCGGCACUGGUUCUACUGGUUCCACCAGACACACAUCUACUACAUUCACAUCAUCUGGAACUGGCGCUGGUUCUGGAACGGGAAGCGGAUCAUUUGGUCCUGGUUUUACUGGUUCCACUAAGCACACUUCCACGAGACUCACUUCAUCAGGAACUGGAACAUAUGGCCCUGGUUCUACUGGUUCCACUAAACAUACUUCCACAAGACUUACUUCAUCAGGAACUGGAGCAUUUGGUCCUGGUUCUACUGGUUCUACUAAGCACACUUCCACGAGACUCACCUCAUCAGGAACUGGUGUUGGCGCUGGAACAGGAAGUGGAGCAUUUGGUCCUGGUUCUACUGGUUCUACUAGACUCACCUCAUCAGGAACUGGUGUUGGCUCUGGAACAGGAAGUGGAGCAUUUGGUCCCGGCUCUACUGGUUCUACGAAGCAUUCUUCUACUACAUUCACAUCAUCUGGAACUGGAGCAGGAAGUGGAACAUUUGGCCCUGGUUCCAGUGGUUCCACCAAACACACAUCUACUACAUUUACGUCAUCCGUGACUGGAGCUGGUUCUGGAUCGGGUACAGGAUUUACCGCUCCCGGUACUACUGGUUCCACCAAACACACAUCUAUUAGAUUUCCAUCAUCUGGAACUGGCACCGGGUCUGGAACCGGUACUGGAUCAUAUACCCCUGGUGCCUAUGGUACUGGUUCUACAGGUUCUACAGGUUCCACUAAAUUCACUUCAUCGGUGACCGGUGCUGGUGCUGGAACAGGAACCGGAGCGUUCCGUCCUGGUUCUACAGGUUCUACAAAGCAUACUUCUACUACAUUCACAUCAUCUGGUAUUGGAGCAGGAGCUGGAGCAGGAACUGGAGCAUUUGGUCCUGGUUCUACUGGUUCCACCAGACAAACAUCUACUACAUUUACAUCAUCUGGAACUGGCGCUGGUUCUGGAACGGGAAGCGGAACAUUUGGUCCUGGUUCAACUGGUUCCACUAAACAUACUUCCACAAGACUUACUUCAUCAGGAACUGGAGCAUUUGGUCCUGGUGCUACUGGUUCUACUAAGCACUCUUCCACGAGACUCACUUCAUCAGGAACUGGUGUUGGCUCUGGAACAGGAAGUGGAGCAUUUGGUCCCGGCUCUACUGGUUCUACGAAGCAUUCUUCUACUACAUUCACAUCAUCUGGAACUGGAGGAGGAAGUGGAGCAUUUGGCCCUGGUUCCAGUGGUUCCACCAAACACACAUCUACUACAUUUACGUCAUCCGUGACUGGAGCUGGUUCUGGAUCGGGGACAGGAUUUACCGCUCCCGGUACUACUGGUUCCACCAAACACACAUCUAUUAGAUUUCCAUCAUCUGGAACUGGCACCGGGUCUGGAACCGGUACUAGAGCAUAUACCCCUGGUGCCUAUGGUACUGGUUCUACAGGUUCUACAGGUUCCACUAAAUUCACUUCAUCGGUGACCGGUGCUGGUGCUGGAACAGGAACUGGAGCGUUCCGUCCUGGUUCUACAGGUUCUACAAAGCAUACUUCUACUACAUUCACUUCAUCUGGUAUUGGAGCAGGAACUGGAGCAGGAACUGGAGCAUUUGUUCCUGGUUCUACUGGUUCCACGAGACACACAUCUACUACAUUUACAUCUGGAACUGGCGCUGGUUCUGGAACGGGAAGCGGAGCAUUUGGUCCUGGUUCAACUGGUUCCACUAAGCACACUUCCACGAGACUCACCUCAUCAGGAACUGGAGCAUUUGGUCCUGGUUCUACUGGUUCUACUAAGCACACUUCCACGAGACUCACUUCAUCCGGAACUGGUGCUGGCUCUGGAACAGGAACUGGAGCAUAUACUCCUGGCGCCUAUGGUCAAGGCUCUACAGGUUCCACCAAACACACUUCAACUAAAUUCACUUCUUCCGUGACUGGGGCUGGUGCUGGAGCGGGAGCUGGAUCACUCUCUACAAGUACCGGUGGUCAUGGUUCUGUAACUCGACACUCUUCUUCAGCACAGCAUGGUUUCACUAGUACAAGACACAGUUCAAGUUCCUUCAGUUCAUCUGGUGGUACAGGCCACGGUUCUAGUGGUAGCUUUGGUACCUUUGGAUCUGCUCUUUCACCUAUUUCUGGGUUGGGAGUUAGUGGUGGAAGUCACAGCUCCAAGAUUGGUGGUUCUGUUCAUGGCUCUAAAAGGCCCGGCAGCAGUGGUGUAGGUCAUGGAUCUUCAGGAUUCACUUCUCAUUCCUUCGUGGCUUCCAACUACGGACCAGGCCACGAUGGAUUCUGCCCGGAAGUCACCAACAAAUGCACUGGCCCCAAACCCAAGUUAUGUAACAACGACAGCGCCUGUGAGCCCGACGAGAAGUGUUGUUUUGACACUUGCUAUUUCUAUGGUAAAACUGAACAUUUUGUGUGUAAGCGUUCCCUCACAAAGCCCCCUGGAUGGUAGCCUCGAGUGUGGCACUCCUCUGAGAUUGGCUGUUCGCCUGGCACCGUGUCCAGCCUCCUCUACUCGCCGCUUGUUCCUUUGAUAUCAACCAUUUCUGCUGCUAUUCACUAAAUGAAAUGAUAAAUAGGAAAAUGAAUACAUGAAUAAAAAGGUUAAUCUUUCA
Portunus trituberculatus (swimming crab) is the source of this 5827-nucleotide messenger RNA. Its product is annotated as fibroin heavy chain-like. The record is from RefSeq and is a predicted model, not a curated record. The transcript has 3 exons. Lineage: Eukaryota; Metazoa; Arthropoda; Malacostraca; Decapoda; Portunidae. The annotation marks the transcript as partial.